Sitophilus oryzae (rice weevil) is the source of this 4204-nucleotide messenger RNA. RefSeq names its product UPF0183 protein CG7083. Gene Ontology annotation, biological process: Golgi to plasma membrane protein transport. Lineage: Eukaryota; Metazoa; Arthropoda; Insecta; Coleoptera; Curculionidae. The coding region runs from base 185 to 1405 and encodes 406 amino acids. The record is from RefSeq and is a predicted model, not a curated record. Gene Ontology annotation, cellular component: trans-Golgi network. The transcript is spliced from 8 exons.
CAGAUGACAAUCAGCUGUUCGACAAUGACAGUUUCGGGUCCGUCAAAUCUUUGACAAUCAAAAUGGCGAUAUAAGCUGUCCAAGACAAAGGAUUGUGGACAUUUCAACGAGUUUUUCUUUGGAAAAUUUAAGUGAUUUGUUGGGAAAAGUUACGGAAACGGGAGUUUAUCGGUCCCAGAAGAAGAUGUUGACGCUAGAAGUGGCCCCCGAACGUUCGUUAGGCUGUGAACAGUGGGAGUUCGUACUAGGAAUGCAUUUCUCUCAGGCUGUUGCCAUUAUCCAAGCCCAAAUUGGUAUUAUAAAAGGUGUACAAGUACUAUAUAAUGAUGCCAAACCAUUAGAAAUAGAUUUAGUAAUAAACUUGCCCCAGGAUGGCAUUAGGUUAUUUUUUGAUCCCAUAUCCCAAAGGUUAAAAAUUAUUCUAGUGUAUAAUAUGAAAUUUGUGAAACUUAAGUAUUGUGGAUUAACAUUCAACUCUCCUGAACUUCUGCCAUCUAUAGAACAAAUUGAACACUCUUUUGGAGCUACCCACCCAGGCGAAUAUGACUCUGAAAAACAAGUGUUUACACUGAAUUUUCGAGGUUUAAGCUUCUAUUUCCCUGUGGACUCAAAAUAUCAAAAAGGAAGUACACAUAAUCUGGCAUCUUUGCAAUUUCCUCCAGGAAAUAGUCCAGUGGUUUCAAGGCUUGCAAUUUAUUCAGGAAGUAGUGUAGAUCAGGCUUCUGCCCCAGAGUUACCGUUGAGCUGUUAUCAUGGGCAAUUAUACUUGCAAAAAGUGGAAGUGUUGAGAGGUGAAGGUUAUACAAAGGGGCUCAAGUUACAGUUGUUGGCAGGUACAAACAACAGAAUUAUCGAUUCUACAAUACUGAACGUUGAAAGGAAGGUCCUGUUAGGGCAGUCAGCUCAGGAUGUUUCUUCUGCAUUAGGUGCUCCUCUGAAGGUCUUUUACAAAAGCGAGGACAAAAUGAGAAUACACGCCCCGAAUGCCCAUAGAAGGGUCACAACCAAUCGAAGUGAUUAUUUUUUUAAUUACUUCACAUUGGGACUGGAUGUCUUGUUUGACGCUCGUACACAUUUGGCGAAAAAAAUCGUCUUGCAUACGAAUUACCCAGGUCAUUACAACUUCAACAUGUACAUGAGAAACGAAUUCGAAUUGCCGCUAGGUGGCACCACUAUAACGGCUUACUCAAACUGGUCGGAGGUAUGUAAGCAGUUGACGCCCAGCGAAAGACCCGUAGUACUCAAUAGAGCCAGUUCCACCAAUACAACCAAUCCUUUCGGCAGCACGUUGUGUUACGGUUACCAAGAUGUAAUUUUUGAGGUGAUGCCAAAUCAUUAUAUAGCAUCUUUGAGUAUGUACGGAGAUGGUAGACCUGCUCAACACCAUCUGUCAAAGCAGGCGUGACAGAGGUUGUCCGCCACCUACCUUAUUCUAACAAACAGGUACUGGCAGCCCAAGGACGAGCUGGCCUACUAGAAAAAGGCCAUUUAAAAAAAAUCAGGCUAUCGCUCGAAAAAAUUAGGUUAUUUUCCUAUAUCAAGAGAAAAUCUAGUUAAUCAGAUGUUAGCAGUAUUUAGUUGAGCGAUUCUGGGUCACUUUUAACCAUGAAAAAGUCAUAAAAAGCAUAAAAUCUCCAAGAAAAUGUUUGAAAAAAAAUACGCUUAAAGGAUUUAAUUUAUGUGAAAAUACUGGUUCAACUGGCCAAUUCGAUGAUGAUUGCAUCAGCAACAGCUUCAGUUCAAACAAAAGACAAAACUACCUUACUUGGAUAUUUUCCAAGAAUUUCGUAAGUUUUCUAUUCGUCGUCGUAUUCUUAUAAAAUUGUUUUCAACCUUGUGAACAUGUGCUUAUUGUACAUGAAGCGAGGGCCAGUGUGUCAUGUACUGUGUUCAUUUUUGGUAUAUUUUAAGGUUAGAUUAUUAUAUUAAACGUCUCAAAGGUUGCAGUGUAUACGUGAAUAAUGAAGAAUUAGCCCAAUGACAAUAAGCAAAUGAGUUUGUAUUUUUGUUUUCAUUUGUGAGUUUAAAUCUGCUUAAUAUGAAUGAUACAUUUGCGUUUGAGUAUAUGAUAAGAGAAAAUAAAAAAAAUCAGAUAUAGUGCAGUCUUUGAGAAUUAUUAUUAUAGUUAUAGGCAUGGAAUGAAGAAAUUUCUGAAGUAACAUUUAUUGCGCUAUGAAUAUACUUAAAGAUCCUAGAGGAAUAUUUUUAACUGUUUUGUACCCUAUUCUUGAAAUGGCCCAUAUAUUCUUCAGUUUACCUUGAUAUUGCCCAAAAUAAGUGUCACUUGUGUUAUAUCUUUAUUCUAAAAUUCUAGGCGUGAUUCAUAUUAACUUAGGCGGCAAAAAAUCUCUAUUUGACUUCUUAUCCAAUAUUUAUUUAUGUCAACUUUAAGUACGUGGCCCAACAUAAAGCUGGUAGUGAGAAGGUAGCGUAGUGUAUGGCGGAGAAGAGCGCGUACAGUGGCCCCAUAUGUAGCGGGUUUGCAGGCGGAUUUUAACAGUCUCAAUACCAAAAUGAGCAGUACGCGCGAAAAUACACUACCAGCGCGUCAAUCCGCAUUACGCUACGCGCCUUAUGUGGGGUCACAUCAAUUUAAUGCAUGUGCUCUGCUCCGCUGUACGCCUCAUCAUAAUCACAUGUUGGACAUGUUGGAAACAAAGCCAGUCAAGUUUAUUGGAUGGGCAGUCAAAAAUUGAUGUUUCAAACUAGAAUACACUCAAUAUUUUUUUUUAUUUCUGUAAAAAUAUCAUUCUCAGUAUAGAGACAAAUAAUGUAUUUAUGUUUUUUAGGUUUUAUAAACCUGGAAAGUUUCUUUUGGUUUUUCAUUAAUUUAUUCUAUUAUUAGAAAAGUGUUUUGACUUCUACACCUUAAAUUAUUAUUAUUUGUCAUAGGUAAAAUAGGAUUAUUGUCUUCAAAUGACAAAUAACAUAAUAUUAUGUAAAAAUUUAGUUGAAUAUGCUAAAUUAGUGCUGCAAAAUUAAAGCAACUUUAACUCAGAAAAUAUUUCAUUUGAGAACAGUGGAAAAAAAAACAGAAAUAAGAUACUAUAAGUUUAAAUUUACCUUUUUUUAGAAAGGAUUUCCGUUCUCUUUAAGUCAAAUGUAAAAGUUGCUCUACCUUUGUGGCGGUAAUAAAAGAAAUGUUUUUUUAUCUGACGUUUGAAAGCAAUAACAUUUUAUCUACUAUAUGUUUUUAAAAUACAUGAAUUUUGAUUUUCCGGAUUGCUUUUUGCAAUUUAAAUACCUUAAAUGUUAUACUUUAUCAUAAAAGUUGAUUUUCUUUUGUCCGAUAGUGUAUAUAUUAGUACUUGCAAUAUAUCAUCAGAAUGCACUAAUUAUCACCCAUUAUAUUUAAUAACAUUAAACUUAUCAUUAUACUAAUAAUAUUUAUAGUUAAGUAAAAAAUAGAUUGUCUGGGAAAUUGACAGAAAUUAGUUAUUUUCAUAUUUUUCUUAAGCUAGAUUGUGGCAUUAUUUUUUCAUAGGUAUAUAAGUCAAAACACCAAAAAGGUAAAAAAUAAUUACAUAUAGAUCAAGAUACUUUUUUAUCAUGCGUACAUACAUAUAUGAUUUUUUCUAUGAUAAGGUAAUGUUUAGCUCACACCAUAUUUUUAUAAUCGAAAAGUAGAUUGUUUCCAUUACCACUAAAAAUAUAUAUUAAUUUAAGAUAUUGUAAAAAAAUAUUUAAAAAAAAACACAAAAAGAAGGGAAAACGAAUAUUUCUAGUAUGUAUAUUAUUUUCUGAAAUUCUGUGAAAAAUUUAUUUAAAAAAUUAAAUAAAUUAUCCAUAAAAAGAUAUCAUAAAAGAAUUAAAAACAGUGUUAAAUUUUGCUUUUAUUUUCAUCACGAUAUGCAAUAUGCAUUAAAAAUGUUAAAUUAUUAAAAAACAGUUGAUGUAAAGUAGUAUUUAGUCUUUUUUAAAUGAAACUGAAACACAUAGUCAUAGGAUCUAAACUUGUUAUACAUAUAUUUAUUCUGUUCUUAUUACCUGUAAACCUCAAAAUAGUAUAGAUUAAUUUAUUUAAAAAAAUUACCAUACAUUUAAUUUUUCUGUUAGCUCUGAUUGUUAUUGUCAAAUUGUUCUUUUUAUAUAUGUAAAAUCAAAUCUCUUGGUGAUAUUUUUGUUAGAUCUCAUAUUCAUCUAAGUUUGUACAUAGAUCACAGAUGAAAGUUCGAAAAAAAGGAGAAAUAAACUUUUUUAAACA